Molecule: messenger RNA, 4327 nt
Organism: Belonocnema kinseyi
Lineage: Eukaryota; Metazoa; Arthropoda; Insecta; Hymenoptera; Cynipidae
Product: stress-induced-phosphoprotein 1-like
Exons: 6
Coding region: 642-3470 (942 amino acids)
Molecular function (GO): Hsp90 protein binding
Source: RefSeq, a predicted model, not a curated record
UAAGUAUCCAUAUAUAUCAAAUUAAAGAGAUAGCUUCUUGAUUCGAGACUGGAAAACGUGUUUGCAUUGCAGUGUUCUGCUCAGUUUGCUUUGUGGUUUCUUGAGACGCUGGAUGUCUAACGACUCGGUCAAUCUCCAGAAAUUCGCCGUUUUUAUCAAAAAUACGACCAACGACCGACUCUCGAUUCUACGAGAAGAAACGACGCGUAAAGUUUAAAGUGUGUUAAAGUUCUAAUAAAAUCGUGAGAAAGUGCUUAAGCAACAGAUCUUUACUACCAAGAGUAAGAGCGCUUUUUACUCUCAACUUGAGUCGACGAAUGUCAAGAAAAGCAAGUUAAAUCACUCAAAAUCUAACCUCAAAAUCCAACUCCAAAAAUUUACGUCCUAAAAAAGUGGCUUUCCCUUUCUGAAGGGCGAUUUUGUUUAGAUUUAACGGAGAUCGAAAUCGGUUUCCAAACUAAGCACAUCUGGUCCAAAAUCCGAAUGUGAAAAAUUAAGUGGGGAUAAUUAACAGAUAGUUUGUGAAAGUUGAGAAACGUUUGGCGAGGUGGGAGGUGGAAGAGUCCCUGAUUCCUGGCAUUGUGAGCAGGAAAGCGGAAAGCCCUCAUCUGAAGCGACAGUGCACGUGUCAGUUAGUCAAAAUGUGGCAGCAGACGAAGUCGAGCAUCGACUCCGACGUUGAUAAAAAUUCCCAGCAGGAUUUAGUGGAUUCUGGAUUUAUUUCGGGAGCUAUUUUGACGAGCGAGUUGCUUAGCUCAGAGGUUAGUUCCGAGCUCGACUCCAAUAAUCAACCUUGUGAGCCUACUCCAGACGUCGCUCCGGAACCGAUGAGAGCCCCUGAUAGUGGCGUGGAUCUCGGGCUCAGCGAGAGCCUCAGCCAGCUCUCCCUGAAACACGACACACUCAAUUCGUUGAAUAAGGUUCAUACCGAACCUACCAAGUUAACCCCGGUCAGUGCAAAGGUUGUCAAUCACAGUGUCAAGACCUCCCUUGUCGAUCCUGAGGAUACAAAUCAAGUUCAGUACGUUCCUCAAGAACCCUGGGAAAUUUAUUAUACACAAGACGACGACGGUGACACACAAUUACAUAUCGCCGUGGUCCAAGGAUUUGUAGAAGCAGCUAUUUGUCUCGUGAACAUGGCUCCACAUCCCUGUCUUUAUGACAUUUUGAACGAUCAAGGGCAUACGGCCCUUCACCUGUCUGUGUUAACACAGCAACCAAGAGUCACGAGGUAUUUGAUCCUGGCUGGCGCAAAUCCCGCGGCAAGAAACGUAAGGGGAAAUACGGCCCUUCACCUCGCAUGUGCUUGUGGAGAUCUUGCCUGUGCAAAGGCUCUCACAGAUCCACUUUCUCCAGGAGAAAGAAAUCUCUUUCCACCUGGAAAACUCGUCCCAGCUCUUCCGCAAAACUUGGAGCAGAGAAAUUAUAACGGUGAAAUGUGUAUUCACAUAGCAGCCGCUGGUAAUCAUGUGGAACUGGUGAAGCUUUUACUUCGUCUUGGUGCCGAUUUGGACGGAAGAGAAGGACUUGCCGGAAGAACAGCGUUGCACUUAUCAGUCGAGUAUCGCGCUAAAUCCGUUUUGAACUUCUUACUGAAGGAGUGUAGGCCACAUUUGGAUGUAACCAAUUAUGCUGGCAUUACCGCUUACCAAAUUGCCCUCUGCGUGGACAAUCAAAUGGCCAUGGACCUCGCAAAUUCAGGCGCCAAUACGGAGCCACUAUCAGAGACUGACGAAUCAGGAAGCGAAGAUUCCGAGAGCGAGGAAGACGAGACUUUCCCACACCAAUUAUCAUCACGAUUCAGCAAGACCAGCAUAUCCGCUGUUACAAGAAACAAUCACGAAGUUAUGGACAAAGUGACGGAAUUGAAGGACAAGGGAAACAAGGCCUUGCAGGAAGGAAAAUUUGACGAGGCGAUCAAGUUUUAUACCGAGGGAAUCACUGUUGACCCCACAAACCAUGUUCUCUACAGCAAUAGGUCAGCAGCGUAUGCCAAGUCAGGAAAAUACAACCAGGCUCUCGAUGACGCUGAAAAGACUGUUUCCCUCCAACCCGACUGGCCUAAAGGUUAUUCGCGAAAAGGAAGUGCCUUGGCCUAUUUGGGCGACAUAGAAGAAUCCAUCAAAGCCUACGAAAAAGGCUUGCAGCUCGACCCCACAAACGCCCAAAUCAGAGAAAGUCUCGCUGAUCUUCGAGCCCAACAACAUGCGCCUUCGAUGUCAAACCCUUUCAACACCCCCGACCUCUUCGUUAAACUUAGGAACGAUCCUCGAACCAGAGCCUACCUCGAUGACCCUGAAUACUUGAAACUCAUCCAAGAGAUCCGUUCAAAUCCAAAACUCCUAGGAAUGAAAUUGCAAGACAAUAGAGUAAUGACGACCCUCGGGGUUCUUUUUGGAAUGAACAUGGACAUGGAAGAACCCAUGGACACCGAUCCACCGAAGAAGGAAGAACCUCCAAAGCCGAAAGAGCAGCCGAAACCUAAGGAAGAAGAUAAUCUCCCUCCCGAGAAGAAGCAGGCGCUCCAGGAAAAGAAUCUUGGAAACGAGGCCUACAAGAAGAAGAACUUCGAUGUCGCACUUGAACAUUACAACAAAGCCGUUGAACUCAAUCCGACGGAAAUCACAUUUCUACUAAACAUUGCCGCCGUCUACUUCGAACAAAAAGAGUACGAGAAGUGCAUAGAGCAGUGCGAGAAGGCGAUCGAGAUUGGUCGCGAGAACAGGGCGGACUUCAAACUCAUCGCCAAGGCCUUCACGAGAAUCGGCCACGCGCAUAAAAAAUUGAAUAAUUGGAAGCAGGCGAAGGUUUAUUACGAGAAGUCAAUGUCGGAACACAGAACGCCGGAGAUUCGAAGUUUGCUUUCUGAUAUAGAGAAGAUUAUCAAGGAGGAGGAGAGAAAAGCCUAUGUUGAUCCGCAGAAGGCUGAGGAGGAGAAGGAACUAGGAAAUGAGAAGUUCAAGAUUGGUGAUUAUGCAUCGGCAGUGAAACAUUACACGGAAGCCAUUUUAAGAAAUCCGGACGAUCCGAAAUAUUAUAGUAAUAGAGCGGCUUGUUAUACGAAAUUGGCUGCAUUUGAUUUAGGACUGAAGGACUGCGAGAAGUGUGUGGAGAUAGAUCCUAAAUUUAUCAAGGGAUGGAUCAGGAAAGGAAAGAUUUUGCAGGGUAUGCAGCAACAGGGAAAAGCGUUGGCAGCUUAUCAGAAGGCGUUGGAUCUGGAUCCAAGCAAUAGUGAGGCUUUGGACGGAUAUCGUUCGUGUUCAGUGGCAGUUAGUUCCAAUCCUGAGGAAGUCAGGAAGCGAGCCAUGGCUGAUCCGGAGGUGCAGAGUAUAUUGCGAGAUCCGGCCAUGAGAUUGAUUUUGGAACAGAUGCAGAGCGAUCCUAAAGCAUUGCAAGAUCACCUUAAAAAUCCAGAUAUUGCAGCGAAACUACAAAAACUCCUCGAAUCCGGUCUGGUUGCAAUUCACUGAGGCGAAAUCCAUUUUUCUACUGUGUAUAGCUCAAGUGCAAAGUUUUGUUAUCGUCAAUUUCUUUCGACGUUAAAAUUUCCUCAUGUUUCUUUUUAUUUUGUAACGAUACUGAUUUAGCGAGAACCGAAUUACCAGUUUUUAAUAAAAACAAAAAAAAAUAGUCAUCACCCGAAGCACACGUAAAUCCGUUUGAUCUAUUAAACCUAAUGGUAAAAGUAAUAAUAAAGUAUCUUUAUUAAAUAUAAAAUUGAACGAGUUUGGAUUUAUAAUCAAUUAUACAGUUAUAUAGACGCUACUCGUUCAUUAAAAAAAUAUUAUUUUUAAGGCUUCGAAGUCGUAGAAUUUCAGUAUGUAAUUAUAAUUAAUAACUGCUGAAUUAUGUUCGAAGUAUGCCAUAGGUCUUAAAAUUGAAUUAAGCGAUGCAAAAACUAUAAUAAAAUCACCAUUCGCUUUUUAUUAAUAGCCUUCGACUGUCACGAGAUUUUGUAUACAAACUUUUGAUAAAAGAAUUCUUUUCUCUUAAAUUGAUUUACUUUUUGAUAUAAGAAACGCCUUAAACCAUUUGGCAAGAUCUUCGGAUCUGUUAGAAAUCCAAUUUUAAAUCUUUGUCCUUCGUCCAGACAAUAUAUAAAAUCUAAAUGAAAGAGUAUUUUUUCAAUUUAAGAGAAGGCGAUUCAAACAAAUUCUAAAGGCUUAUAAAUGAUAGUAUUUAAAGUUUGUAUGUAUGUAUGUGCUUUUUAUUCAUGAUAUUAGACUAACUCUUGAAGGCAAUUGCAUCGAAUUUAUCUCGGACCCACAUUCCUUUGUCCAUAUAUUUUUCCCCUGAAUGCUAAAAAAUAAAGUUGAACAUUAGCAUU